Molecule: messenger RNA, 4521 nt
Organism: Rhododendron vialii
Lineage: Eukaryota; Viridiplantae; Streptophyta; Magnoliopsida; Ericales; Ericaceae
Exons: 8
Coding region: 182-3511 (1109 amino acids)
Source: RefSeq, a predicted model, not a curated record
AAAAGGCGCUAAACUUGGGCGCUCAUAUUUUUCCAUUGGUUCCCUACUCAACCCACGAUGUCCUCUUCUCUCGGCUCAUACUUCCCUCGUUAUCAUCGAUUCUUUUUCUUUCCUACGCCUUCUAUCUUUUUCUGUCCAGAGGUUUCUUCUAGGACUCUUGAGAGAAGCAGUCAAUCAAGAUAUGGAUAGAAGUUGGAUGUCACUUCCUGAUAGAUUCAGUCAGCCAUAUAUAGACGGGGUGAGCUCGUUUAUUGAAUUUGCAAAGACACAUUCGGGUGAGGCAACAAAAAUCAAGUGCCCAUGUAUCAAGUGCUGCAACUUCUACAAGCAAGAGUAUAGCAAUGUAGAAACUCAUCUGCUCGUAAACGGGAUUAAGCAAUCUUACACCACUUGGUUACAACAUGGGGAACUUCCACAACCUGAUGAGCUGGAUGAGGAUGGCGAUGAAUCCGAAGAGUAUCGGGAUGAAUUUGAUGCAUUGCUAGAGGACCAUCAGAAGGGGACUUAUAUGGGUGAUACCCUAGAGAGUGAGGAUAUUUGUAGCUUUGAGAAACUGUUGGAGUCUUCCCAGCGCCCCUUGUAUCCAGGAUGCGAAAAAUCAGAAACUCUACUAUCGUUUGUCAUUGAGUUGUUCAAGUUGAAGGUAGAUAAUAGGUUGACCAAUAAGACUGUUGAAGGUAUUCUGAAGAUACAACGGCGGAUCUUGCCAAAGGGGAAUGUGGUUCCGGGGUCAAUUUAUGAGUGCAAAAAGUUAUUGCAUGACUUGGGCUUGGGGUAUGAGCUCAUUGACACUUGCAAAAAUGAUUGUGCUCUAUUUUGGAAGGAGAAUGCUCACUUGGAGAAAUGUCCGAGUUGUGAAGAGCCAAGAUACAAGGUCAAUGAUGGAAAGGGUAAGAAGAUCCCUCACAAAAUAUUGCGUUAUUUUCCGUUGGCGCCUAGGUUGCGAAGAUUGUAUAUGUCAAGGAAGACGGCCGAAUACAUGCGCUGGUAUAGUGAUAAGCGCGUCGAUGAUGGACAAAUGAGACAUCCGGCUGAUUCUGAAGAAUGGAAGAACUUUGAUCAGCAGUAUCCAGAGUUUGCCAAGGAGAUCCGUAAUGUUAGAUUGGGCUUGGCUACUGAUGGUUUCAACCCUUUUGGGAAUAUGAGUACUUCCUAUAGUAUGUGGCCUGUCAUACUAAUACCCUACAACUUGCCUCCGUGGAAAUGCAUGAAAGAGCCAUUUUUCAUGAUGUCCUUACUAAUUCCUGGACCCAAUCAACCAGGUACUAAUAUUGAUGUGUACUUAAGGCCCUUGGUUGACGAGUUAAAGGAGUUAUGGGAGAAUGGCGUUAUGACUUACGAUGCCUUUACUGAACAGACCUUUCAAAUGCAUGCUGCUGUAAUGUGGACCAUACAUGACUUUCCUGCUUAUGGUGACAUGUCCGGGUGGAGAACAAAAGGUUAUUUGGCUUGUCCCACUUGCAAUGAUAGUCCGAUAUCGCGGUGUUUGAUAGAUAAGCUCGGUUGGGUGGGUCAUCGAGCGUACUUGCCAAAGAACCAUCGAUGGAGGAAGGACAAGAAAUUUAAUGGGUUGCCUGAGCAUGACUUGAAAUCCUUAGACUUGCCAGUGUAUAAGGUAUUGGCUCAGUUGGAUAAGGUUCGACAAGUCAAGUUUGGGAAGGAUUCUACAACAAAGAAAAGACCGCGUAACUCUGAAGAAUUGAAUUGGACAAAGAAAAGCAUUUUGUGGGAGCUGCUUUACUGGAAGAACUUGAAGCUCCGACACAACCUUGACGUCAUGCACAUUGAGAAAAAUAUAUGCGAAAGUUUAUAUGGGACGAUGUUGGCCAUAGAGGGUAAGAACAAGGACACAUACAAAGCGCGUGAUGAUCUGAAAAAAAUGGGUAUAAGGUCUGAAUUGGAUCUCCAGAUGAAUGAAAAUGGAUCCUUUUUGAAGCCUCGUGCUAUUUACACAUUGGGUCCACAACAAAUUGAUGCUUUUUGUGAAUUCUUGAAGUCAAUUAGUUACCCUGAUGGUUAUGCAGCGAACAUUUCGAGGUGUGUGACAUCAAAGAAAGGUAACAAGUUAUCGGGUAUGAAAAGCCAUGACUGCCAUGUGCUUCUUCAGCGUAUUCUUCCAAUUGGGAUGCGUGGUUUUGUGAAUGGAGAGAUUAGCACGACAUUGUUUGAGUUGGGUAGUUUCUUUCAAGAAAUUUGUUCCACGACAUUAAGGCGAAGUGAUCUGGAAAGAAUGGAGGAAAAAAUAGUACUAAUACUUUGCAAGUUGGAGAGGAUCUUUCCUCCAGCUUUCUUCGAUGUAAUGGUCCAUCUUGCUAUUCAUUUGCCGCGUGAGGCCAUGCUUGGUGGACCGGUGCAAUAUCGAUGGAUGUAUCCUAUAGAAAGGUUUCUUGGGACUCUAAAAGGAUAUGUCAGUAACAAUGCACGUCCAGAGGGUUCAAUCGCAGAAACUUACAUUGUUCAAGAGUGUCUCACAUUUUGCUCAAUGUACUUAAAAAAAGGGGUUGAUAAACCUGAACGUAAUGACGAUGGUGGCGAACAUGGUUCAGGGAUGGAGAUUUUCAAGAAAAAUUCUCGUCUUUUCUCACCAAUUUCUAGGGCUCCCAGCCCAUCCAAGAAAGAACGAGAGUUGGCUCACUGGUUUGUGUUGUACAACAGCCCCGAGGUGGACCCAUAUUUAGAGGAGUACAAGAAUAUUGUUCAAAUUCAACAAGGAAGAGACCCAAGUGAGAUACAACGGCAGGAAUUUGCAAAAUGGUUCAAAAGACGGAUGAAUGAUUUGCGAUCUGAAGGGUCAUCGGAAGCUACUGAUGAACUAUGGUCUUUAGCAAAUGGUCCAGGUUCCAUAAUUGAUCUUUAUUCUGGAUGUAUUUCCAAUGGUGUCCGGUUCCACACUAGGGAUCGUGAAAGUCGUCGAAGGUGCCAGAAUAGUGGAUUGGUCGUAGAAGGAAACCAUAAGGGGAUGAAUAUUAACUUUUAUGGUUACUUGUGCAAAAUAUGGGAAUUGAGAUACCUACACGGGGGAACAAUUGUUCUGUUUGAAUGUGAGUGGUAUAAUACUGGUCAGAGGAGUAGAAUAUACAAUGAUGACUGUGUUACUAGCAUCGAUGUUAGUAGACUUUGGUACAAAGAUGAUCCAUUUGUUCUACCCAGUCAAGUGAGGCAAGUAUUUUACGUCAAUGAUACUAGCAAAGGAAAAAAUUGGAGAGUUGUUGAACGGGUGAGUAAUCGGGGAGUAUGGGAUGUGCCUGAGCAAGAUGAUGUGUCUAAUAAUGCAUUUCAGCAGGAUGAACCCACUAAUGGUAUCCCAAUCCGUGCGGGAGAUACCAAUAUUUCUUACAACAAAGACGAUGUGGAUCCUGAGAUUGUUGGUGAUGAUGAACUGAUGGAGGAUCAUAUAGAUGACAACAAUGACGGGGAUGAUACGUUGGCUGAGUAUGUAGAUGACGAAGAGGAUGAACUUAACAAACAGCCCGAUUUUGAUAAUGAUCUUGACAUAGACUGUGAUAUAUAGGAUUUGUUUUGUCCUUUAACUUUUUAUAUUUGGUAGAAUAGAAAUGCUAUUAACUCAGAGUUUUUCUAAAAUACAUGGCUUAUAGUUGGGUUUUUUUCUAGCUAAGUAUUUAUUUGAUUAAUUGGACUGCAUUCAGUAUAUAUGCUGGUUUUCAAGAUUUACGGGAAAAAGUAAUGACUUGUAGUUCACUUUUACUUGUAUGUUCUUCUGCAAAUUAUAAGUGCAGUUCAAAGGUUGCAUUUUAUUCCAGUCCCUCAAUAAAAAAAACUGAGUUGUAGUACUUCAAUAAAAUCUUGGCUUAUUUGUGGUGUUAUAUAAUAUAAGGUUUGUGCUACCAGGUACUCUUAGUUGCAAAAGAUGACCAAACGCAGUAGGAAGUAUGUCCAGCCAAGGUGUUUGUCCCAAAAGAAGACAGCCUAUGAGAAGAUCAGAGAUAAAAAUAUGGAGCAGAACGCAGCAAUUUUUGAAUCUUUAGGAUUAAAGAGCUUGGCAAAUGGACUAUUUGGCUCGAAUUCAUCGACCAAGAAGAAAAGUAGCAAGCUGGUAAAGAGCAAGACGGGUCGCGGAAAUGAUGAUGGGGAUUAUGAACAAGACGACGGUGAGGAAGGAAUGAGUUCUUCUAAAGAAGGAGGUGUAUCUUCUAGGUUGCAGGGGAAUAAGGUUUGUAGGGCUCCAAGAAAGAAGAAGGGUUGCUACGGUGCUCACAUUUCAAGAGAUUCAGAGCCAUGUUGGACAGAUACGAGUAUUCCGAUAGGAGAAACUCAUGUUGUACAAGGACAGGCUUUAACGCCAUUGGUUGAUCAUGUGCAAAGUAUGCCUGGGGUGACGACCCAGCCAACCCAGCUCCCCACCUCGUCUACCCAGCCUCACCUGCUUCCUAACGCAGACGAAGUCCGACAGAGGAAAGCAUGCCCGAUCCAAGGUGAAAUUCAAUCAUACAAGUGGCUCCAGAUCGUUUAUAUCGCGAGCUUCUAUGAUUCUAAAAGAGAAGCGUAAAAAACAGAACAUUG